AUGUUGUGCAUUCCAAAGGCGAAUCACAAGAAACUUUUUGAAGAUUGCUACCCUGCGGCCAAGGCACUAGCCGGCACUGCGCCCGAGUACCGCCCGAAUGCGAAUGAACUAGGGCGUCUGUGCUAUUAUGCCCAGAGCAAGCCCGCGAAGUUGAUCAAGGUGGGCCGGCUGCUCGCCGUGCGCGCGGCUGCUGAAUGCCGAGCAUUUCGUGCGGCACCCAGCGACAAGACCAAGGCGCUUCUGAUGAUCACCCUCGGUAUCCUGAAGGAGCUUGUCGCGACGUGCGGUGAGGGCCAUGUGUACAUUGCGCCUACGGUACAAAGCGUACUCACUGAGGCGCUGCAGGUGUCUAGCUCGCGCACGUUUUGGGAUGCCGAUGUGAAUGCGCGCGCCGCAGCUAUCUUCGCAAUCUAUGUUGAGAGCCUCGAGCCGGCUGAUAUGGAAAUCGAUGAAUGUGUCUCGAGCGCGGUGCUCCAUGUGCUGGCGGAGCUGUGCCAGACGGGUGUGAAUGCCGCCAAAGACGAACGUGCGUAUGUGAACAGCCUGGCGGGCAUGGAUGCCAUUGUCCGGGCGCCGAUAUUUACGACGUCAGCCCUACCUCGGCUGCAUGCGCUCAUUGCGCCUUGUGUGCUGCAGCGCAUUUACGCGUCGUAUGCCCGUAUGGACGGAACGGCGACAAUGCCGAGCGAGCCUUCGAUACCCGUGAUUAUGCCGUCUACUCAGUCUACCACAACCGAACAGACAGCCAAUGUGGCACUCACGGUCCUGCACCACAUCCUCGAUGCGUGCGAUGCCGUGCAUCUACACACGGUCGUGCAGCAGAUCCUCGCAUGGAUCGACGCACCUGCCGAAGGAGCGGCGCCGCUGUGGGACGCCGGUGAAUGGACCGUUUGGCUGCUGGGACUCGUUGCGCAGUGGGCGCCCAAGUCGUCGCGCUAUGCGGUACCACACACCAUUGUCGACGCGCUCGCCACGCCGAUGGCACGCUCCAGUCUUCGCGAGACACGCCUACUGCAGGCGCUGCAUGUGAUCCUCGCGAGCAAGACUGAGAUUAUCGGCCUCAACAUGACGGAGAUGUUUGAUGGCCACAUUCACUUUUUGCUUGCGCACGUCCAGCGCGACGUACACGAUCCCGCGAUCCAGGCCACGAUCGAGGCUGCUGGCCAUCUCGCAUCGCACACCGUGUACUCGGAGCAGUUGGGCGAUUUCGUGCAGCAGAUGACACCGCACCUGCAGCGGGUCCAGCAGGACGAGACGCUCUCUGCCGAGACAAAGGCUGUGUCGCUGUGUGCGCUGCUGUACUGCCUGCUCCGCAUUGUCCAUGCUCCUGCAGGUACUCUGCAUGUUCCGCUCAGUAGCUGGGCUGGUACAGAGACCCUGCUCCUUUCGUCCAGCUCAGUUGUACGCGCAACAUACCUACAUGUGCUACUGGCCUACCUGCAGUACGAGCAGAACCUUGGCCUACGCGCGGGAACCCCUUCAGAGACACUCUUGGAGAGUCUCGGGUUUCUGCACUCGCUUGCGGCGCACAUAUGGAUCCUGGCGUCCGCGCACCUGCCAGGCGCGGCGGACGCACUGGAUCCAGCGCUGGUGCAUGUCUCGCGCACGCAGCUGCAGGACCUGCAGAGUACGCCUUCUGACUUUGCGCUGCUGCGUGGCGUGCUGAAUCUGCUCGUUGUCGUGGCCCCUGCGCCGUCGACGCUGGCGCUGGUCCCAGCACUCUUUGGACUGGAGCGCGUGGCUAGUGCGCCUGCGGUGGGCGAUCUUAUCCUGGUCCACCAGACUCUUGCGUGCCGCUGGCUCGUAGGCGGACUGCUGGCACAGAUGUGCGCGGUGUGGCAGUCACAGCGCGGUGUUGACUACCUGCACUUCCAGGUGCUGCCAUCUGUGCAGGCUAUCCAGUUCACUGCGCCUGUUUUGCCUGAGCGCUUCCAGUUGAUGCCAGAGUUACCGCCCUUCUCAUCGGGCCCGUACCACCAGGCAAGCCAGAGUCCCAUGGAUGUGGCAGUAGUGAGCGACGCUCUCGCUGCCAGUGUAAGCCUGCAGAGCAUGGUGCACGUGGAUGACGAGGCCCUCCAGGUAUGGUUCCUGCGUCCUUGGACAGUGCGCUCGGGACUGGACGAUGCGCGUGUGUCAGCGCGUCCCACAUGGACGAGCUGGACGCCACCGACGGAGCUCCAUGCGGCGGAUGGCUCGCCGAAGGCCGCCCGUGGCCUCAACAUGAGUGUGAGCCAGCUUCGUAUGGCUCUCGCGAGCCCCGACAGUCAUGCCCAGCCUGUGGGGUCGUCGACGCCAGCGCGGGCAGGCUCCCUGUUUACGAAGGACUCGCGCCGCCGCCUCCGCAGUCGCAGCCACCUGCAGGCCGAGAUGCCUGGCGACAUUUCGGACCUGCUCGACAGGUUCUCAGUGUCUCCAGGGCGCCCGGCUGCGGCGCCUGCGUCGCCACGCGACCCGCGGCUGCACCUCUCACUAACGUAA
Messenger RNA from Malassezia sympodialis ATCC 42132, 2478 nucleotides. RefSeq lists its product as uncharacterized. The transcript is spliced from 2 exons. Gene Ontology annotation, biological process: protein localization to plasma membrane. The coding region runs from base 1 to 2478 and encodes 825 amino acids. Lineage: Eukaryota; Fungi; Basidiomycota; Malasseziomycetes; Malasseziales; Malasseziaceae. The record is from RefSeq and is a predicted model, not a curated record.